AUGGUGUGGGAAGAUCUAACAGUUGAAUGCUUUGGAACACACAAGAAGAAGCUGCUUAAUGGAAUCACUGGUUUUGCUGAACCUGGUCGUAUUAUGGCCGUCAUGGGUCCUUCUGGCUGUGGCAAAACCACUCUCCUCAACUCUUUCACUGGAAGACUUCCAACAAAUGUUGUAGUAAGCGGCAACAUUCUACUCAACGGGAAGAAGAGAAGUUUCUAUUCCAAAGAUGUGUCUUAUGUGGCUCAAGAGGAACUUUUCUUGGGAACUUUGACUGUGAAAGAGACCCUAACAUUCUCUGCAAACAUGAGGCUCCCUUCUAAGAUGACCAAAGAAGAGAUAAAUAAAGUUGUUGAAGAGACAAUAAUGCAAAUGGGUUUAGAAGAUUGUGCAGAUAAUAAGAUUGGGAAUUGGCAUUCACGGGGUAUAAGUAAUGGUGAAAAGAAGAGACUUAGCAUUGGCCUUGAAAUUCUAACACAACCCCAUGUCUUGCUUCUUGAUGAACCUACUAGUGGACUUGAUAGUGCCUCAGCUUUUUAUGUUAUCCAAGCUCUAUGCAACAUUGCUUGUAAUGAAAAAAUUGUUAUUUGUUCCGUUCACCAGCCAAGUAGUGAAACUUUUAAUCUCUUUGAUGAUUUGCUUUUGCUCUCAAGUGGGGAAACUGUUUAUUUUGGAGAAGUAAAGAUGGCUCUAAAGUUUUUUGCUGAUGCAGGGUUCCCUUGUCCAAUUAGAAGAAAUCCUUCAGAUCAUUUUCUUUUAUGUAUCAAUUUGGACUUUGACUUGAUUACUUCAGUACUAGCAAGAACACAAUUAUGUCUUGUAUCUUCAUCAAAUUCAGCUAUGGGAAUGAGAACAGCAGAUAUUAGAGAGAAACUCAUUAGGAGUUGUAAAAGUUCAGAGCUAAUGAUCAAUGCAAGAAGAAAAAUUCAACAACUGAAACCCAAUGAAGGGCAUGAAAUUGAGCCCAAAUUUGGUAGCAAUACCACAUGGUGGAAGCAACUAUGCACAUUGACCAAGCGAUCUUUCCUAAACAUGACUAGGGAUAUUGGAUACUACUGGCUGAGGAUAAUAUUCUACAUACUUGUAGCAAUCAGUGUUGGCACCCUCUAUUUUCAUAUUGGCACAGACAACAACUCAAUAUGGGCUAGAGGCAUGUGUGUAUCAUUCAUCUAUGGGUUCAUGAGUUGUUUGUCAGGUGGAGGAUUCCCACAUUUCAUUGAAGAAUUGAAGGUGUUUUAUGGAGAAAGGUCCAAAGGGCAUUAUGGGGAGGCUGCAUUUGUUCUAUCAAAUAUGAUAUCAUCGUUCCCUUUCAUUCUUGUUCAAUCUCUCUUCUCUGGAACAAUCAUAUACUACAUGGUACAAUUUCAUCCAGGUUUAGUUCAUUGUGCAUUUUUCUGCAUCAGCUUGUUUUGCUGUCUAUCUGUUGCGGAGUGCUGUUUCAUGAUUGUGGCCUCAAUGGUGCCCAAUGUCUUGAUGGGCUUAGGAACAGGAACUGGUGUAUUAAUUUUCAUGAUGAUGUCAUCCCAAUUAUUUAGGCCACUACCAGACAUUCCAAAGUUUUUUUGGCGCUAUCCCAUGUCCUACCUCAGUUUUUCUACUUGGGCAGUGCAGGGACAGUACAAGAAUGACAUGCUGGGGGUUGUAUUUGAUCCUCUGCUCCCUGGAGACCCGAAAAUGACCGGAGAAGAAGUCCUAAAAGUGGUAAUUGGGGUUCCAUUGGAUCAUGACAAAUGGUGGGACUUAACAGCAUUGGUCUUCUUAUUAUUUUUUCACAGAUUGAUUCUUUUCUUGGUGCUGCGCUGUAACAAAAGAUCAGUGUCACCCGUGUUGUGGUUUUACUUAUGUCAAGCAAAGUCAACUCUUCGCAAAAAAAUGUUUACUUAUUAACAAAUCAUUUAUGAGAAAUACCAGUAACUACUCUUUUGAACAUGAUUUUUGUGAUUGGUCUAUUCUUAAAAAAAUUAAAGUACUUGUUUUAUAAAUAAUUUUUAAAAAAUGUUUUAACGUUUUAAAACAUUCACCAAUCACAAAAAAUUAUGUCAAACUGUCGAUUUAGAAGGGUAUUGUUAUUAUUCCUCAACCUUC
Abrus precatorius (Indian licorice) is the source of this 2082-nucleotide messenger RNA. RefSeq names its product ABC transporter G family member 15-like. Lineage: Eukaryota; Viridiplantae; Streptophyta; Magnoliopsida; Fabales; Fabaceae. Bases 1 to 1884 code for a protein of 627 amino acids. Gene Ontology annotation, cellular component: membrane. The record is from RefSeq and is a predicted model, not a curated record. Gene Ontology annotation, molecular function: ATP hydrolysis activity; ATP binding; ABC-type transporter activity. The transcript is spliced from 9 exons.